This is a messenger RNA of Darwinula stevensoni, 402 nucleotides long. The record is from the annotation of a GenBank genome assembly. Lineage: Eukaryota; Metazoa; Arthropoda; Ostracoda; Podocopida; Darwinulidae.
AUGGGGCGUGUGAGAACCAAAACCGUGAAGAAGGCCUCCAGGGUCAUCAUAGAAAAGUAUUAUCCACGGCUUACCUUGGAUUUCCAUACGAACAAGAGAAUCUGCGAGGAGAUAGCCAUCAUCCCCAGUAAAAGGCUACGCAACAGGAUUGCUGGCUUUGUCACUCAUUUGAUGAAGCGUAUCCAACGGGCCCCAGUGCGUGGCAUUUCCAUCAAGCUCCAGGAAGAAGAACGAGAGAGAAGAGACAACUAUGUCCCAGAAAUCUCUGAAUUGGAUGCAAAGGAUAUAUUGGAGAUUGAUAAUGAGACCAAGGAUAUGCUGAAAAUGUUGGAUUUCAACUCUAUCCCCAACCUCCAAGUGGUACAGACCACCCCUCAGUUUACUGGUGGCCGUCGUGUGUAA